Messenger RNA from Klebsormidium nitens, 3636 nucleotides. NCBI's taxonomy places the organism in Eukaryota, Viridiplantae, Streptophyta, Klebsormidiophyceae, Klebsormidiales, Klebsormidiaceae. The record is from the annotation of a GenBank genome assembly.
AUGGAGGACGCCACGCUUUGCCAGGAGCUGGCGCUUGCCUGGGACGAUGGUCCCUGCUGCUGGUGCUGCACGCCGUGCCAAACCGAAGCGGGGGGGAAAAGCUGCUGCUGUGCCACCGGAACAUGCACGCAACCCUGCUGCGUACCGCGGGAACACGAGUUUGCGGGCGAGCUAUGGUUCCAGGAGCAGCCGUGCGACACGCCCAAGCCCCGGCGCAAGACGGGACUUCUAGAGGUUCCGCGGGCUGGAAAUAGCACGGGGGGAAGCCUAGACGGGUCGGCGAAGCUGGGGGUGUUGCGGGAUGGGGGCCCGUUGAGCUCGUGCGAUACGAAUGAAAAGGUUGCGGGGUGCUGUUCUGGGAAGCGGAGUGCUUCGAGAAUGGGGCCGGAGGGGGGGGCUGUUUUGGAUUCUUCUCCGGCGGGGGGGCCGGGGAUGGGGCAAAAGCAGGGGGUGUAUGCGCCGCAGCUUCAGCGGCAGCGGUCCGAUGUCUCUGUCUUCGAGGGCACCCCCCAAGUGAAGGAGAAUUUGCAAGUUUGCGGGGGUUGUCACACUGUUCAGGUCAUGAAGCCCGUUGUAAGAGCGGAGCCUUUGGUCGCGCCUGCCUGGGAAGCUGCACCACAGACAAAAGUGCAGCGGGGGUUUGGGCCAAUUCUUCCGGAAGUCAACUAUCUGCUAGAGAGGCCCUGUGAUGAGAAAGUGGUUCCACCCGCCCCAGACGGCGCUCUGGCGCAUCAUGGCGCGGUUGCAGGGCUUGGGGGGAUUGCGUAUCCAUUGCCGAUGAAGGGGAGGGGACUAGGGAACCGAGAGAUCAUCUCCAAUCUGAGGGUGCCCGACUCGAAAGCGCCAGCAAACCGGUUCAUGUAUGCUCAAGUUUUCAAUGGGACAACUUUCGGGGGGGCGCAACCUCCGCAGCCGGGGGGUGCAAGCACUCUGGCGGGCAUUCUAGACAGCACCCCCAUGAGAAUACUGAGAAAAGCGGCGGGGGGUAAAGAGACGACGGCGGGGUUGUCUUUCAGGAGCAAGAAGUCGUCGAUGAUGCCCCCCCAAAAGGGAGUGACAACCACUACCAGGUUUGUGUCUUUGCACACAGCGGAGAAGGGGUCUGAGCAGGGGGGGCCGGAAAAGCUGGCGAAACUGACCCCCUCGGCGGUGCUCGCAGGCACGAAACAGGCGCGGUCGAGUCAGCUCCCUGAGGAGUUGUUACUGGAAGUGAAGCGCAAAAGUUGCGCAUCUCCUGAUCCGGCUAACAAGCGGCCCAAGCUCCUAACCCCUGUGUUAGUACCCAAACCCUCCGACAACUCGCUGACCUCAGCGCACCCUAACCCCACUACUGGAUCUAAUUCGUCCACUAGUAGUUCCGAUGAGAUGGACUCCUCUGGCUAUGACCCAUCAACGGUUUACCGUGUAACAUCCAGCAGCGGCGCCGUCCCCUCAAAUGGGGGUUUCGCACCGUCCCUGCCCGAGCCUCUGGAGACCCCCCUGCCGCGCGUGGGGUCCACUUCGGACUUUGCCCAAGUGAAAGACCUCCCCUUCAGUCCGGAGUCGUUUGAAGGGCGCUGCUGUAAAUCGGCCCCAGAGGGCGUUCGCACCAAGCCAGUUUUGCAAGUCGUUCCUGAGGGGGGGGCGGUGGGAGAGGAGGUUGUAUCCCCCGGGAGCACGGGUAGUGGAAUUGUCGCAAAGGGGGGGGUGACGGAAGGGGCGGAGAUCGGCCCGCGAGCGGGGGGUGUGGGGAUGGAGGAGCAUCUGAAACUUUUCAGGGGGCUGCAGGCUGCGAAGGUGCAAGGGGCCAGUCUGGAGGUCGCCAGAACGUUGAAGGAGGCGGCGGCAGCGGAGGCGAGCUCUUUUCCAGUGGGCAGCCUGACCCAGCUUUCGGACACUCCAGACAUCCUUCUCAAGGUGCUGACGUCAGGACUGAGUGCGCGCGACCUCGCCCGCCUGGAGGCUGCCUGCCGCUUCUUCCGCACGCCCGCCAACUUUGCGCCUGACGCCUCCAUGUCGCUGACUGUGGUCGCUGCGCACCGCUCGUGCCAGGCCCACCCUGUAUAUAAGGCCUGUUCAGCUGCGAGCCAAGGGCGCCUUCUACUGCGGUGCGGGGGCGACUGGAAGGUGGCGUACCAUCAUCUGAACGCGCUCGACCGCGUCGACAGUACGAAGGAGGGCCUCGUGGAGGUCGGUCCCGACUUCAGCUGCACGGUCAACACGGCGGGCGAGCUGCGCAUCUUUGGGGGCUCCAAGGCGCGCUUCGCGUGCCUGGGCGAGCGCGAGGUGGAGCAGCUGUGGGAGCAGCGCAGAGUGGGCGACGUCCUGGCGGACAGAAAGAUCGCUUGCGUAGCCGCCGGCCCGGGGUCUGUCGUCACAGUGACGUCGGAGGGUGACGUGUACAGUUUUGGAAAGAACGAGCAGGGGUGCCUGGGGAUUCCCGGACAGGAGGACGUUGUGCUGCCACAGCCUGUGACAGCACUUGCAGGCAUCCCCAUAGCGCAGGUUGCGUGCGGCGCAACCGUCACCGCAUUCCUCAGCCGCGAGGGGCGCGUUUACACCAGCGGCACGUCCGCCACGGGCAUGCUAGGCCAUGGCCCCGAGACCCACUUCUCGGACGUCCCCCUCAUGGUCCAAGCGCUUUCGGACGUCCGCAUCGUGCAGAUCUCUGCGGGGUGGGACCAUAUGUUGGCGGUAACGGAUAAGGGGGAGGUGUAUGCGUGGGGCGAGGGCGGGAAGGGGCAACUAGGGCAGGGGGGAACGGAACCGAAGGAUGGGGGCGACGGAAGCGUCCCUUGGGUUUUCAGAUGCGAGGAGACCCCUCAGCGCAUCGCACGCCUUGCCGACCACUUCGACGCCCACAUCGUGCAAGUCGCGGCCGGUGCGCAUCACUCCGUUGCUCUCGCUGCCGACGGCCGCGUGUUCCUCUGGGGCAUUCCGCCCAACGGAAUCCGGAGCAGGGACGCAAGAGAAGAGGACGCAAUGGUUCAGGAGCUGCGGGGAAUUGAUAACAUUCGGCCAGUGCAGGUCGCUGCUGGAGCCCUGACCACUUUCGUGGUGGGCGAUUUGGGCGAGGUCUACUCCUUUGGCUGCUGCUUCUACGGAGAGCUGGGUUUGGAGGGCUGGGGUUUAGUAACCCUUGAGCCGCGGAGAGUGGAGGUUUUGAGGCCCCACAAGAUUGUACAAAUAGCAGCCAGUUGGUUCCGGCAUACGGUUGCAAGGACCUUCAAAGGCGAGGUCGUGGUGAUGGGAUUGAAUAGCAGUGGGCAGUUGGGGAUUCCGUUUACCGAGGCCCAUGCGGGCGUGUGGAAGCCGAGAGUUAUCGGGCGGAACUGCCCGGCUGAUGCAGUGGGCCGGGAUUAGAAUAUUGCGCUCUCUGCACGGCACCGGUCCAUUAGAAUGUGUAGCAUGAUGUACGUUAGAUCCUGAGGGAAUCCAACCCUUGUGUGUGUGAAAGUCGGCAAAGGGCUUGGCGCCCGUUCCGAUGACCGAGAGACUUUAGUCCACAGGUUGACGCCAGCCUGCAACAUAAUCAGGUUGCAGCUCCAUUAGACAUUGAGGACGGUCUGGUCAGACAGCUUGAUUUUAUGUUCCGUCCAUUUCAAUCUCAGUUCCAAUUGAAUGUGAAGUCUUCGGUUGCGGACAAUCUACGGCGAU